Messenger RNA from Rana temporaria (common frog), 2731 nucleotides. It is a transcript of the gene TUT1, whose product is annotated as terminal uridylyl transferase 1, U6 snRNA-specific. Gene Ontology annotation, cellular component: mitochondrion. Gene Ontology annotation, molecular function: RNA binding; zinc ion binding; poly(A) RNA polymerase activity. The record is from RefSeq and is a predicted model, not a curated record. Bases 61 to 2568 code for a protein of 835 amino acids. Lineage: Eukaryota; Metazoa; Chordata; Amphibia; Anura; Ranidae. The transcript is spliced from 10 exons.
AACACAUUGGAGCUUCUCCUCCUGCUGACGAAUGUUCUGUGCGCCGGAAGUGGCGGCAUCAUGGCUUCAGAAGAAGAUGGAGGCAGUUCUCAGGUCUCCUCUGAUAUACAGCCUGGAGACCGGGGCAGCUUUCGGUGUGUCCUGUGCGGCGUCAAUGUCCCGAACCGCCCCAGCCUUGAUGAUCACAUACGUGGGCGACGCCAUAAGCGAAUGUGUGAGGAGCGUGACAAGCGCCAACAGCAGCAAGAGCGUAGUGUGUUUGUCAGUGGUUUCGCAAAAGGCACCACAGAAGAGCAGCUUAGAGAUGUCUUCCAGCCAAUAUCAUCUGUCAAGAAUAUUGUCAUUGACAAGGACAGGGGUCUUUUUGCCAUUGUUGAGUUUGAGAAUUCAGAUGGAGUGAGUGCUGCCCUUGAACAACAUGAUAUUAAACUAGAGGGGCAGCGACUAAAGGUUAAACCUCGAGAGAAAAAAGAGUUCAAGAAAAAGAGAACAGGAGUGCGAAGCUUGCAGCCUCCUGAUCAGGAAGCCCUGAGCAAGGAUCUUCUCCACUGCAAGGAUGUGCAAGAGCAGAUGAAGAGCGUAGUCACGCUGUGUUCUCCAUCUCGCCACGAAAGUCAUCUACGUGAGCUGCUUCUGUCUCUGCUGAAAGAAACCUUCACAGAGUUCUUUCCAGGCUGCCAACUUCACCCUUUUGGUUCUUCAGUAAAUGGCUUUGAGAUCAGUGGCUGUGACCUAGAUUUAUAUCUGGAACUUGGGGAAGUGUUGAAUGGGGAGAAAGAUAAUGUUGAAGAUGUAAGCUCAAAAGAAGAAGAUAUGGAUAAAGGUAUGAAGAAUGAGGGAGAUGGAGAAACUGUAGAUUGUGUAGAAGUGGAAGAAGUGCAGAAAGAUGAGAUAAUGGAAGCUGAAGAGACCAAGGAUGAUGAGGAUGAUGAUGAGGAGGAUGAUGAUGAUGAGACUUUAACUCCUGGCCUGUCCUUGAAGGGUCUUUCCAAUGAGGAAAUCCUUAAUGUAGUUGAGAGAGUUUUACGUCAGUGUGUUCCUGGAGUACACGGUGUUCAAAGUGUUCCUUCUGCACGGCGCCCGGUAAUACGCUUCCAACACAAGACUUCAGGACUCAGGGGAGAUAUCACUCUCAAUAACAGGCUUGCCUUGCGUAACUCCUACUACUUGCGUCUCUGUUCGGACUUGGACCCUCGCGUCCCACAGCUUGUAUACACUGUGAGAUACUGGGCUAGAGUAAACCAGCUAGCAGGUAACCCAUUAGGGGGUGGCCCCCUGAUGAAUAAUUACGCUUUGACAUUGCUUAUUAUUUUCUUCCUACAAUCAAGGAGCCCUGUGGUUAUUCCCAGUCUAAGCCAGUUGAAAGAGAUGGCUGCUGAUGAGGACACACAGGACAUUGACGGCUGGGACUGCACUUUCCCCUCUGAUCCCACACAAAUACAACCUAGUAAAAAUGAGCAGAGUCUUGGUUGUCUUCUAUCUGAGUUUUUCUCCUUUUUCGCUUCGCUGGAUUUACGUUCAAGCAUCCUCUGUCCUCGAGAUGGUGUAAUUCUCACUCUGCCUUUUACCUCCCCGCCUCCAUCUUGGGCUGAUGGUUUUCGCCUAGGUACAUUCAAUGUCCAGGAUCCGUUUGAAUUGAGUCACAAUGUCUGUAGCAAUGUCAGCUCAAAAACGGCUCGACACUUUAGCUCACAGUGUAUCAGUGCUGCAAAGACCUGUCGUUUACCUCUUUAUAGUGUACGGUCAUUAUCCCGUCCUUGGGGCAUAAUUUUAUUGUUGUUGCCUAAUUCUUCAGAGGGCAAGAAGAAAGAAGGUGUAGAAAUCUCCAUUCCUUUAACGGGGACUUCAUUGAAAGAUGUGACUUUAGCUGUAAAGAGGGUUCUAGUAGAGGUGUUGUUAUGUAGUUGUGAGGAGGAAUCAGGCUUGAAAAAUGAGGCAGAAAAUACAGGAGGAGAAAAAAAUGAAAUGGAACGAGGUAAAGAUGAAGGCGAACAGGCAGUGUCACACAUGGAGGGGCUUAUCAUUGGCGAUGAGAAGUCAGAGUUGAAAGCUGAAGACUUAAAUAAGGAUGGGAUGAAAACAGAACCACAUGGAAGGAAACGAGAAAACAUAGAGGAAAUCCAGAAUGAUAACAAAAGAAGGAAGGUGGAAUGUACAAAUGAAGAUUUGAUUCUGGAGCAAGAAGGUACAGUUCCUGGAAAAAAAGUAUGUAAAAAAGCCAAAAAGCUAAAAGAACUUGCAAAGGAAAAUAUGUCCCUCAUGAGGAUUAAUGUAUGGCAUCAAGUGUGGGAAGGUAGACGCAAACAACGGCGCAACAAGUUUGGAGAGAUGACCCAGAAAAUAGAAGUAGAGACUGCAGUGUCCCGUGCUUUGUCUUCUGGGACACUAGAUAAGCCGUGUAAACCUUUAAUGCAAAUUACUGUAAAGACCAAACAGACCAAUGAGGGAAAUGCACAGCUGCACCUUACUCCAGAGGUAGAUGAAUAUCGGUGCAGCAUGGAUUUCUUACACUUUUUAAAGGUCUUUUUGCCUCAGAUGGUGCAAGAAAUUAUAAAUGGUCAUGGCUGAGUUUUUUGAAUGACUUGGAUAUGAUUUAUGUCCAGGGAAAAAGAGAAUAUAUACUUUUUUUAGUUCACUUUAUUCCUUGGCCCUAGUGGAAUGUUACCAGCCUGUUAACUAAUGUAAAUAAAAUUUUAUCAUAUAAAAAGGACUAAAGAUGUGCUUUAUUUAA